Elaeis guineensis (African oil palm) is the source of this 956-nucleotide messenger RNA. RefSeq lists its product as uncharacterized. Lineage: Eukaryota; Viridiplantae; Streptophyta; Magnoliopsida; Arecales; Arecaceae. The record is from RefSeq and is a predicted model, not a curated record.
GGCAAACUGUAUUUUUCCCUAAAUUAUAGCUGAGGUUGGGGCAAGUCCUUUCCACCUCCGGUCCCUCUGGACGGCGAGACAGGGAGGCGAUGUCGAGCCGCCGCGGACCGCCGAAGCACCAGAACCGGUACGCAUGGAAGCCCAACGCCGGCCACAAGAAGAAUGAAACGGAAUUGGGAGGAAAAUAUCGUCCCUACUCGGAUAUCACCUGCGUAUGCCCCCGCUGCAAAGACCAGAUCGACUGGAAACGAAGGUACGGCAAGUACAAGCCUCUUGUGGAGCCUGCCAAAUGCCAGAAGUGCGGGAAACGGGCAGUCCGCCAGGCCUACCACAACAUCUGCUCUGCAUGUGCUAAGGAUCUUAAUGUGUGCGCCAAGUGCUGCUGCCGGACCGAUGAGAUCAUCGGAAGAGAUAUCUCGGAGGUGGAGACGGAGCGCAAGUCGCUUGAAGAGGCAAUUAAGAAUGCUCGGGAAAGGGAUCGAAGGACUCUUCUUCGUGCUAUGAACAAAGAGAAAGCUGGUAAAGGAGCACCAAUCCCCAAAAUUGCAGACAGAAGUAGAGAAUGUGAGCUCUUUGCUGCUUCAUCAAUUGAUGAAUAUGCUGAACUUAGCCGGCAGCAUGAUAGUGAUGAGGAAGAGGAUGAAGAUUUUAUUUGUGACUGAGAUUGGGAAACUUUUAUAAAUUCACAAAGUUGCAUUAGAUGCCCUUCUGUGAGUCAUUGGUUAUAUCAGUCACAAUAACCUUUAGUGUUGUUUUAUUUAAUUGUUAUUUUGAUUGCCCAAGGGAAUUUUUGUAGUUCUUUUUUUAAUCAGUGACUUCUAGUUCUAGGGGCAUAUGAGAUCAUAUUUGUGCCCGAGUUGUGUCCGCUUAUAGGUAUCCUAUGGGAACACAAAAAUGCAAUUCAUGGUACGUCGUUGUCUGAUGAGGAAUGCACCGGGCUGUGAAAUCCGUUUCUA